This is a messenger RNA of Dreissena polymorpha, 898 nucleotides long. RefSeq lists its product as uncharacterized. The transcript is spliced from 9 exons. The record is from RefSeq and is a predicted model, not a curated record. The coding region runs from base 26 to 898 and encodes 290 amino acids. NCBI's taxonomy places the organism in Eukaryota, Metazoa, Mollusca, Bivalvia, Myida, Dreissenidae.
GAUUGGGCCGCUGCUUACACUAGGGAUGGCACCUCUGACAGAAGGAUCACUGAUUAACGCUAAAGCGAGGGAUGGAAAGUUGCGUCGCCAUAAGCCUGAGGGACCUGAGCAGGGAGCUGACUUAAACGAGUCCAUAUUUCUGGACGUGGAAAUCGACGGCAAACUGCACGGUUCCAAGCGACUGAUCAGGCAACACUUCGACCUUAACUUGAAUGACACACAACCUUUAGGAAGGAAAGUGGCGCACUCUGCUAUCUACGUAUCGGAGGAAAGAGACAUCAUCUACAGAGAAGAUGUGGAACUGGACGGAACUACUAGCACAUACGGAUUGGUACGUCGCGGCGAUGUUCUCGACUAUUUCAACGGCAGAGGAAAAGUGUUGGAACUUCCAUCUGAUAAGGAGGCAGUUACACUGCCACUAUCAACACCAAAUUCAGGUUUCCCCAUACUGACGGAGCUUCUUGGGACAAAAGGGCAACCACGCCAGCAACGAGCGAUUCUGGAUGACAUCGAAAACGCAGUCGUGGUUAAAGUUGUUGUCUUUGUGGACACGGCCCUGGUCAAUAAGUUUCUACCUCUGAACAACAACAAAAUGGACAAGACUCGAACUGAUAUUUUAAAGUUCUUCACACUGGCGGCGAACGAGCUUACCAUAAUGUAUCAGACGUUGAAGCAGUAUAAUAAUCUGUUGUACAGAGGCGCAACGGCUUUGCCUCAGAACAUAGCUGUACAGAUUGUGAACGUAGUGUUUCCACCUGGGGACACGGAUUACAGCUUUGUGACUUAUAACCUCAACCAAGGGGUCUUGCAUUCGGCAGUGCUUUAUUCGUUCGUACCGUUCCUACGAACGUACAUAUCACCUGUACCAUAUGACCACGCGACAUUUGUUACCGGGUAA